Molecule: messenger RNA, 1570 nt
Organism: Urocitellus parryii (Arctic ground squirrel)
Lineage: Eukaryota; Metazoa; Chordata; Mammalia; Rodentia; Sciuridae
Source: RefSeq, a predicted model, not a curated record
CUGCUCGCGCUGCCGCUCCCCCCGGCGAGCUAGCAUGAAAUGUCCCAGCCUCUGCCGAGAUCAAAUGGAGCUCCUCGUUCAAGGGGUGCGAGUAUUACCUCCGCCAUGCAAUUUCCACUAUCAAUAAUUUAACUUCUUUGCUGCAGAACAGAAGGAGUACCUACCGGGCACUAAAGACUCCCCCCACCUUCUUUUUAACCGAAAGGAAGGUGAAAAAAUAAUAAGAGUCUGGGAGUUUUGGGGCCGAAGUCUUCCCCCAGAGAAGCUGCCUUGAUGUUUACUUUGACAAGUAGUGACUGAAAAGUUCCACCAGGUGAGAAGAGUGAUGACCAUCCUUUUCCUUACUAUGGUUAUUUCAUACUUUGGUUGCAUGAAGGCUGCCCCCAUGAAAGAAGCCAACGUCCGAGGACAAGGCAGCUUGGCUUACCCAGGUGUGCGGACCCAWGGGACUCUGGAGAGCGUGAAUGGGCCCAAGGCAGGUUCACGAGGCCUCACCUCAUUGGCUGACACUUUUGAACACGUGAUUGAAGAGCUGUUGGAUGAGGACCAGAAAGUUCGGCCCCAUGAAGAAAACAAUAAGGACGCGGACUUGUACACUUCCAGGGUGAUGCUCAGUAGUCAAGUGCCUUUGGAGCCUCCUCUUCUCUUUCUGCUUGAGGAAUACAAAAAUUACCUGGAUGCUGCAAACAUGUCUAUGAGGGUCCGGCGCCACUCCGACCCUGCCCGCCGCGGGGAGCUCAGUGUGUGUGACAGUAUUAGUGAGUGGGUAACAGCGGCAGAUAAAAAGACUGCAGUGGACAUGUCGGGUGGAACCGUCACCGUCCUGGAAAAAGUCCCUGUGUCGAAAGGCCAACUGAAGCAAUACUUCUACGAGACCAAGUGCAAUCCCAUGGGCUACACGAAAGAAGGCUGCAGGGGCAUAGACAAAAGGCACUGGAACUCCCAGUGCCGAACUACCCAGUCGUACGUGCGGGCCCUCACCAUGGAUAGCAAAAAGCGAAUUGGCUGGCGGUUCAUAAGGAUAGACACUUCCUGUGUAUGUACAUUGACCAUUAAGAGGGGAAGAUAGUGGAUUUAUGUUGUAUAGAUUAUAUUGAGACAAAAAUUAUUCUAUUUGUAUAUAUACAUAACAGGGUAAAUUAUUCAGUUAAGAAAAAAAAAUAAUUUUAUGAACUGCAUGUAUAAAUGAAGUUUAUACAGUACAGUGGUUCUACAAUCUAUUUAUUGGACAUAUCCAUGACCAGAAGGGAAACAGUCAUUUGCGCACAACUUUAAAAAGUCUGCAUUACAUUCCUCGAUAAUGUUGUGGUUUGUUGCCGUUGCCAAGAAUUGAAAACAUAAAAAGUUUAAAAAAAAUAAUAAUAAAUUGCAUGCUGCUUUAAUUGUGAAUUGAUAAUAAACUGUCCUCUUUCAGAAAACAGACAAAAACACAAAAAACAAAAAACAAAAAUUUGAACCAAAACAUUCCGUUUACAUUUUAGACAGUAAGUAUCUUCGUUCUUGUUAGUACUAUAUCUGUUUUACUGCUUUUAACUUCUGAUAGCGUUGGAAUUAAAACAAUGUCAAGGUG